AUGUUCUGUUGUUUGAAAAGCUGUAUUAAUGGCUUUAGUUUAAGUCCCAGCGUACCUAUACGAAUUAAAGAGAAUCCUGUGCAAUUGGAUACACUGCAUAUGGGGCAUGAAGUUGUAGUAGUAAAAGGUGGACAGAGGGUAUGUGGAUCAGGUUGUGCCCUAGGUAAUGCUCCAGUUGUGCAAAAUAAAGCAUAUUUCGAAGUGAAGCUGCAACAAGGUGGUGUGUGGGCAGUCGGUCUUGCUACAAGGGAAACAGAUGUGAAUUGUGUACAUGGUGGGGUAGACAAAGAAUCUUGGUGUCUUAACAGCGAUGGUACAGUAAGGCAUGCCAACGAAGAACUGUAUCACCUCUCUGCUGCUCCAAGGGACUCCCCUACAGCUGAUCUCCUUGUGUCAACGCUUUCAGCCGAUCAAAAGGAACAGGAGUCGAAGGAAACUGAUGUCCCGACUUCAGCAGCCGUGAUGCCAGUAGAGGGCGACACUAUAGGCGUAGCAUACGACCAUGUGGAGCUGAAUUUCUUCCUGAAUGGAAAGAGUAUGGAAAUCCCAGUGAGAAAUGUUAGAGGCACCGUGUAUCCUGCACUAUACGUUGAUGAUGGUGCGAUCCUAGACAUAAAUUUAGACAACUUCCUAUACCCUCCACCGCCUGGAUAUGAGAAGAUCAUGGUUGAGCAAAGUCUACUUUAA
Messenger RNA from Chilo suppressalis (striped riceborer), 687 nucleotides. NCBI's taxonomy places the organism in Eukaryota, Metazoa, Arthropoda, Insecta, Lepidoptera, Crambidae. The record is from the annotation of a GenBank genome assembly.